AUGUGUGCACUAAAUACAAAUCCAGGUGAUGAUCCUUCAUCUACGCCAGGUGCCAAGCCUAAUCGCUUAAUGGUUUGCGAUCUGAUCAGUGAUAAUAACUCAGUCAUUUAUUUAUCUCAGCCCAAAAUGGAUCAGUUACAUUUGUUUCGUGGUGAUACUGUGUUUGUCAAAGGCAAGAAACGUAAAGAAACGGUGUGUGUAGUUCUUGUGGAUGAGAAGUGCUCAGACGAUCAAGUUCUUAUCAACCGUUGUGUUCGCAGUAAUCUACGAAUAAGGUUAGGGGAUUUCGUCUACAUAAAGUGUUGUCCUGACAUCCCCUACGGUAAACGUGUCCACAUCUUGCCUAUUGACGAUACGGUUGUUGGUCUCACAGGAAAUCUAUUUGAAGUGUUCCUAAAGCCUUACUUUCUGGAUGCCUACCGACCUGUACGGAAGGAUGAUAUAUUUAUCGUACGUGGUGGAAUGCGAGCUGUUGAGUUCAAAGUCAUCGAAACAGAUCCAUCACCUUACUGCAUUGUUGCUCCUGAGACGAUUGUUCACACUGAAGGAGAUCCAGUAAAACGAGAGGACGAAGAAGAAAAGCUAAGUGAAAUAGGUUACGAUGACAUAGGAGGUUGCCGUAAGCAGCUAGCCCAAAUAAAAGAAAUGGUGGAGUUACCUCUUCGUCAUCCUCAGCUAUUCAAAGCUAUAGGUGUGAAGCCUCCUCGCGGAAUACUUCUUUACGGACCCCCCGGUACCGGUAAAACCUUGGUUGCUCGGGCAGUAGCCAAUGAAAGUGGAAGCUUUUUCUUCUUAAUUAAUGGACCAGAGAUCAUGUCGAAAUUGGCUGGCGAGUCAGAAUCUAACCUGCGUAAAGCAUUCGAAGAGGCAGAGAAAAAUGCACCAGCCAUAAUCUUUAUUGACGAACUUGAUGCAAUCGCCCCUAAGAGGGAGAAGACCCAUGGUGAGGUAGAACGUCGCAUCGUUUCUCAGUUGUUGACAUUGAUGGAUGGUCUAAAACAACGAAGCCACAUAAUUGUCAUGGCUGCUACAAAUCGUCCCAAUAGUAUUGAUCCCGCACUUAGACGCUUUGGCCGUUUUGAUCGCGAAAUAGAGAUAGGUAUUCCUGAUAGUAUUGGAAGAUUGGAGAUUUUACGAAUACACACCAAGAAUAUCCGGCUGGCUGCAGAUGUUGAUCUUGAGCAAAUAGCCAAUGAAGCUCAUGGUCAUGUAGGAGCUGACUUGGCCUCGUUGUGUUCAGAAGCUGCUCUUCAGCAAAUAAGGAGCAAAAUGGAUCUCAUUGACUUAGAGGAUGACACAAUUGAUGCUGAAGUAUUGAGUUCGUUGGCUGUAACGAUGGAUAACUUUCGCUGGGCCUUAGGAAAGAGCAAUCCCUCCGCCCUUCGCGAGACCACAGUUGAAGUACCUAAUGUCACAUGGGAUGAUAUCGGUGGUUUAGAAAAUGUAAAACGAGAGCUUCAGGAACUGGUCCAGUAUCCAGUUGAGCAUCCUGAUAAAUUUCUGAAAUUCGGUAUGACUCCAAGCAAAGGCGUUUUGUUUUAUGGUCCUCCAGGGUGUGGUAAGACAUUGUUGGCAAAGGCUAUUGCAAAUGAAUGUCAAGCCAAUUUCAUCAGCAUUAAAGGACCCGAACUCCUCACUAUGUGGUUUGGCGAAUCUGAAGCAAACGUCCGGGACAUUUUUGACAAGGCUCGACAAGCGGCACCAUGUGUGCUUUUCUUUGAUGAACUGGACUCUAUUGCCAAAGCCCGUGGAGGCAGUGUUGGGGACGCUGGAGGUGCUGCUGAUCGUGUUAUCAACCAACUUCUAACAGAAAUGGAUGGAAUGUCUGCUAAGAAAAACGUUUUUAUCAUCGGUGCUACCAAUCGCCCGGACAUCAUUGAUGGGGCCAUCUUGCGUCCCGGAAGACUCGACCAACUCAUCUAUAUACCACUGCCAGAUGAGGCCUCAAGAGUCAAUAUUCUGAAAGCAAAUUUAAGAAAAUCCCCGAUUGCUAAAGAUGUUGACAUUAAUUUCUUAGCAAAAGCUACCCAGGGGUUUUCGGGUGCUGACCUCACAGAAAUAUGUCAACGUGCAUGCAAACAAGCAAUACGUGAAUCUAUCGAGGCGGAGAUACGUGCUGAGUGUGAUAAGAAAAACAAGCCUAACGCUAUGGAAGAUGAUUUUGACCCAGUACCUGAAAUAACUCGUCGUCACUUUGAGGAAGCAAUGCGUUUUGCAAGGCGCUCAGUCACUGAAAAUGAUGUUAGGAAAUAUGAAAUGUUCGCCCAAACACUGCAGCAGUCAAGAGGAAUAGGCAGUAACUUCAGAUUUCCCGGGUCGGAUGGUCCUGGAAUACCUACAGGUGUUGGUGGACAAGGAGGGAGACCAACUUAUGGCUCUGAAAAUGACGCAGAAGAUCUAUACAAUUAA
This is a messenger RNA of Schistosoma turkestanicum, 2409 nucleotides long. The record is from the annotation of a GenBank genome assembly. Lineage: Eukaryota; Metazoa; Platyhelminthes; Trematoda; Strigeidida; Schistosomatidae.